GCACCACCACCAAACCCAAUGUCCCUCCUCGUCGCCGUACCUGCCGGCCGCUCGCUCCGCCGCUCCGACGCCGCAAAGUGGGUCGACCCGCAACCCGAGAAGGGUGUCAUCGAAGUCUCGAUAGACCAGGGCAUCGUCAACUUCACCUGGCGCAACGCCGCCACAAAGCGCGCAGAGGACGAGCUCCUCAUCUUCCCGGGCGAGGCGUCGUUCGAGCGCGUGGCUGCGGACCGGACCGGCCGCUCGUUCGUGCUCAAGUUCAGCAGCUCGAACCAGGUGCACUUUUUCUGGCUGCAGCGCGGCACGCUCGCCGAAGAGGACCACCGUGCUACCACCGACAUUGACGAGAUUCUGAAGGACCCCGAGUACAUUCCUGGCUCUGCUCCGCUCAACGAGGCGCACCGCAUCCAGCCCGAUGCGCCCGCCGCCGCUGUGGCGCCUCCUGAAGCGAGCACCUCCGCCGCGGCGCCCGCCGAGUCGUCCUCCUCCUCUGCGGCCGCUGCGCCCGCAGGGCCGAAGGAAAGCGACGUGGCGCGCCUCCUCUUCCAGUGGGCGGAGAACAACCUGCCUAUCCCGGACGGCGAGGAGGCGUCGCUCAGCGACAUCCUAACGCCUGAGACGGUCGCUCGCCUGUUGGCCGAGAAGCCCGAGCUCGCGGCGCAGAUGGCGCAGCAUAUGCCGCCCGACCUGUCGCUGCCCGGCGGCGAGGCGGUGGGGAGCGCGAGCGGGCUCCAGCGCGUCGUGGGCACGCCGCAGUUCCGCGCGGCCGUCAACGACCUCGAGAUGGCGCUGCGCAACGGCACCCUCCCCGACUCGAUGAUGCCGUGGGUCCAGGGCGGCGGGGGCGCGUGGAACCUCCGCUCGUUCCUCGCCGCGCUGCGCGACGUCAAGACCGAGCCGAAGGACGACAAGAUGGACACGGACUAGUAGAUGAUGGCACAACAUGGCAUGGCAGGACGAGCGUACUGACCCCGGACUUCCAACUCACUUCUCACCCGUUUCGACGUCGCGCACAGGCUCGUACCCCCUCGGAGUCAGUCGCACAACCCACACCCACAGCGCGAAGAGCAGCGCGCCGAUCCAAGCGCCUACUCGCAUUCCCCGCUCAGCAAGCGGCAGCCGCGCGACGCGCCCCGCGAUCCGCACCCGCCACACCUCCCAC
Messenger RNA from Cutaneotrichosporon oleaginosum, 1162 nucleotides. RefSeq lists its product as uncharacterized. Gene Ontology annotation, cellular component: nucleus; cytoplasm; proteasome regulatory particle, lid subcomplex. Lineage: Eukaryota; Fungi; Basidiomycota; Tremellomycetes; Trichosporonales; Trichosporonaceae. The record is from RefSeq and is a predicted model, not a curated record. Gene Ontology annotation, molecular function: proteasome binding; endopeptidase activator activity.